UCAGAAAGCGAACAUUGCGAAAGUAAAUUUUAAGAGUGAAAACUUUGUUGUUGACUUUAUUUUUUCAAUUCAAAUCGCGAUUGCAAGACUGUGCGUUGACCAUCUGGCAACGCUGUCCCGACCAGGUUUGCCUUCGAUUGUGUGGUGUGCCACUAGCGCGCGACGCGCCUCAACGCUCCGAAAAUUUCGGAAAUUUCGGAAUUAGUUGUGUUUUUAAAAGAAGUUUCGAGGACCGCAACGCAUCGACCAUGACGAUGUGCGUGUUGUGUCGCAGCAGCGAAAAUGAGGAGUUGGCCUUCGGGCCCGUCCUUUCGGAGGGAAGGAUAACGGUGCACCGCAACUGUCUGUACCUGAGCUCCAAUCUCGUCCAGCGCGGCAACCAGCGCCACGGCAUCCUACGCUUCCUCGAGGAGGACAUCCUGGCGGAGGCGAAGCGCUGCCGGCCGCUCACCUGCUGCUACUGCCACCGCGCAGGGGCCAACAUCGGGUGCUGCAAGAACGGAUGCCGGCGCACCUUCCACACCAAGUGCGGCAUCAGCAACCUGGCGCAGAACCAAUUCCGCGACACCUUCAAGUCCUAUUGCCACCAGCAUGUGCGCCGCAAUCGCCAGCGUCCGCCGUCGGAGGCGGAGAACUGCAUCAUCUGCCAGGAGCUGCUGGUCGCCGAGGGAGGUCGCUUCAGCGUGGUGACCUGCCUCACCUCGCCGUGCUGCCGCAACGGCUGGUUCCACCGCAACUGCCUGCAGGAAUACGCCAACACCGCCGGCUACUUCUUCAAGUGCCCCCUGUGCAACAACUCGAAGGAGUUCCACGACGUGGCCCUGAUGGGCAUCUCGGUGUCGAAUCAGGACGCCAGCUGGGAGACCGAGCCAAAUGCCUUUGCAGAGCAACUGCUGCGCGAUCAGGCCUGCACGGCCGUUUUCUGCAGACAAGCUGCGGGGCGACUCGGCGACGUUGGGUCGCUGCUGUACUGCAACCUCUGCGGCUCCAAUCCAGUGCACUGCUACUGCACCAACCCCGUCGACGGCGACUAUGUCUGCGGCGUCUGCUCGGUGGUCUCGCCCGUGGUCUCGCCCGUCACCCGGCCUCCCACCCCGGCCGUGGUAACGGCUGACGAGGACAAUACCGACAGCGACGACUUCGAGUUGAUUGCCCAAUUCCCCCAACUCCGCGCGAUCGUGUCCAGGAGCCAGCUGAGCGGUGGAAACGACGACAGCGCCAUGAACAACACACGCGAUCCCGUCCACUCCAAGCUGAGCGCCUCCGUCUGGGAUGAUUCCGACACCGAGGACGACGAGGACGUGUUCCGCCGCGUGGUCGAGAUCGAGGAGCAGAGUCGGGCGACCGGGAGGGCCAAUGAGGAGCCCUCCACCUCUGGGGCCAGUGAAACGCCUGUCCAGCCACUUGCUGGAAUUGGGCUGGCCAAUGUUGUAGUCUCAGCGUCACCAAGAUCCGUCCCAAGCCCGCCGGGAACUUCUGCAGCCACUGCACUUGGACGCAGAACCAGCUCUACUUUGGCAACAGCAUCGUCUGGCUCUGAAAAGGUGUCACCUCCACGUCCACGUGCAGGACGCAGAUCCAGCUCUACUUUGGCAACAGCAUCGUCUGGCUCUGAAAAGGUGUCACCUCCACGUCCACGUGCAGGACGCAGAUCAGCAGCCAGAUCAACAGCAACAUCGGGAGCUGAACCGCGUCGCAGCAGCGCCAGACUGCAGGCACUGGAAAACCAGGAGAACGCCAAGCCAGAAAAGGAGGCCUCACCUGCUGGCUGCUCCUCCUCCAACGCCGCUGCUCCCACUCGGCGUUCCCUUCGCUCGCGGCGCACGCUGCCAGCCAGGAUGCCUGAGCCAGGGCAAAAGGAAUCUGAUACAAGUAAAGAGCGCGAGCCCAAGAAGCGCCGUGUGUCUCCUGCGCCAGCUGCACGGCCAACAGGCAGGCGCCCCCUGCGCCCCUUGACGCCAGAGGCCACCGCCAGUCGCUCCAAUGGGCGGACACUGCGUCGCAGGACUGUGGCCGCUCCCAAUUCCAGUCAACCCCAACUGGGCAACCUGGACGUGUCCUGCGUGGCCAACAGAACCCGCCAGCGCCUCCCUGCCCACCUGGCCAGCCGCAAGUAAUUCCGGAUCGGUCCGAGAGAUAGCUUACAUUCCAUGUACAGCACACUGACCAGGCUGCGGAUCCGAAUGCGUGCGUUUGAUCCACAGCUGAGCUUCUAUUUUUAAUUUUACGACUGACCAUAGAAAACCAUUCAAUAUACUUUAAAAACCAGAUCUGACUGCAUUAUAGGUAUCUAUAGGCAUGGACCUUAUAAGUUAUUCAAUAAAAACUACGUUGUAUUAUACAA
Molecule: messenger RNA, 2344 nt
Organism: Drosophila gunungcola (fruit fly)
Lineage: Eukaryota; Metazoa; Arthropoda; Insecta; Diptera; Drosophilidae
Gene: Phf7
Product: pineapple eye protein
Exons: 3
Coding region: 249-2117 (622 amino acids)
Cellular component (GO): nucleus
Source: RefSeq, a predicted model, not a curated record